AUGGCUAGGGACGAAGAUCUUUCCCGUAGGCCCAAUCCCAAGGGCUGGACGCCCCCUGCGGCCCCCUACAACCCAUAUGAUCCUUCAGAUGUACGGCCCCCAGAAGGAUACCCCUCGGAAUUCAAGGUCCCUGGUAGCCAACCCACCGGGUUCUCAUCGGUUCCCAAAAGCCCCACACAAUAUAGGAAAGUCAAUGAGACCAUGAAGCGGUUGAGCUACACUCCCAGGCCGCUUUCGGAGCUAUAUCCUGGCCAGUACAAGGUUUUGAGACGAGUCGAUGCCAAUCGUAGAUUGAAUAUUGGUACUAGAUGGUUUGGGACUUUUCUCGCAACUUCCAUAGUAUUGUACGGAGCAUUUUUUUACCGGUGGAACGAUGGUAGGGAGAAUGUUCUCUCUGAUUUCUACAGAGCCAGGUUGCUGUUGAAGGAGCGGUUCACAACCUUGACAGACGAAGAAUACGACGACUUGUACCACCCCAAGGGCAGUGGAAUCGUGGUGAAAAAUGUGCGUGAUACGGAUUACAUUCCUGAGUCAGUGAGGAAAACCCAAGAGGGCAAAUAUGCUUUGAACCGACCCUCAGAGAGACACGUGUUGGAAGCGCAAAGAAUUCAGCAACAGCAGGAGGAACAAAUGCUUCGAGAAAUGGAAACCCACAAGCAAUACUUGGCGGACAUCAUGGCGGAAGAACAGCCGCAGAAGAAAAAGUGGUGGUUGUUUUGA
Meyerozyma guilliermondii ATCC 6260 is the source of this 720-nucleotide messenger RNA. It is a transcript of the gene MCU1, whose product is annotated as Mcu1p. The transcript has a single exon. The record is from RefSeq and is a predicted model, not a curated record. Bases 1 to 720 code for a protein of 239 amino acids. NCBI's taxonomy places the organism in Eukaryota, Fungi, Ascomycota, Pichiomycetes, Serinales, Debaryomycetaceae.